UUAACAUUUGAAGUCUGAGUAUAACACAUCCAUCUCAAGAAUCGUGAAAGGAAAAGACAUUUCCACUGAAUUUUCAACUAAUAAUCAACUGUAGCAUUAUGCCAGGAACUUCAUAUCAGUAUACAUGUAUCAGUAUACAAUCAAUAUACAUGUACAUGUAAUUAAGCACAUGGACCUGGUCAGUUCUAAACUAAUAGACUCUUAAGUAUAGCACAUAGGUUAGCAAAUUUUUCUUUGUUGGGAACAAAAUGUGACAAUAGGAUCAAUGCUGAAGAAAAAAUAAAGUUAAGUAAAAUUACUCUCUGGUGACAGUAAGAGCAGUUUCAUUUGCUCUUACUAACACUACAUAGUAUGUUUUUCUUCCUGUAAAAAAUUCAUUACACCUAAAAUUCCAAGCCAAAGGCUAUUGAUCUGCAAGCUGUAGUAUCCAAUCAUAUCACACGUAUUCACAUUUAGCAUAUUAUGUAACCGUGGUUAUUGAAUAAAUUAGUUCUGAUCUGAGAUGGAGUAGUUAUUACAUUGGCGACAAGACGGGAUCGAAAAACAAGUUACAUUAGGCAGCAAACCAAGCGAAAUUAAGUAGAAACAUCCAAGAUCGACUCAUAACAAAGAAGCGAGCCGCAUCAAGCGCAAAAGUAAAAAGCUACAAUGAGGAAAUCAAUUGAAAGAACCAAACUCGUGUGAAUUGCGAAAUCAAUCAAUUGGCGAACAUGGCUAACAACGAAGGAGUGGCAGCAGCGAAUCCAGCGGGAAAUAUUCACUUUUUACGACCUCGAAAACACUUUGAAUUGAGAAAUUCAAUAUACCCGAGGACCGACUUCAAAUCAGACACGCAUGGGAGGAAUGGCUGGAGGAUUUCAAAGAAGAAAUAUCUUAUCCAGGAAUUAGUGAAAUCAAAGAAAAAGUUUCGGCACUGAAGAUUUACGGUGGGACAGAGAUAAAGAAACUAUCCAGAAAUCUACCAGAAACCCCAACACAGGACGGUGAUAAUGAUUAUACAAAGCUCAAGAGAAAGUUAAAUAAUCAUUUCCUACCAAAGAGAAAUAAGCAUCACGCCAGAUACAUGUUUAGCAAGGAACGUAUACAAUCCAACGAAAGCAUCAUAAGCUACAUGGCGAGAAUGAGAGAAAAAGCUAAAGAAUGUGAAUUUGGCGGUCAAUUGGAUGAUCGAAUCCUAGAGCACUUGAUCCAAACCAUACCAAACUAAGACCUGAUAAAGGAAUGCAUAAGGAAAUGGAAUCUGGAUCAGUUCAUAGAGGAAGUGGGACAACGUAAUGACAUCAGCCAGCAAGUAAAGGACAUGAAGAACAAGCACAACGUCACGAGAAUUCAUGGAAAACCGCAAUAGAGACCCAAACAACAUCAAGGAAAGAGACAAAACAAAAUCAAAUGAAAAGUCAAAACAAAAUCAAAUGAAAAGUCAAAAACAAAAUCAAAUAAAAAGAGAGAUGAGAAACCCUGUCACUACUGUGGAAAAAGCGGAGAUCACAAACCAGGUCAAAACUGCCCUGCAUAUGGAAAGCAAUGUUUGAAAUGUGGAAAGUACAACCACUUUGCGAAAUGCUGCAAAAGCAAUCCAAGCAAAGAAACGACUGAAGGCAACAAAGGCACAAAACCACAGCAGAAACGACAACAGCCACGUGUGAAAAAGACCACAGACUCAAGCGAGGAUUCAGAUGACGGAUUUCUACAACAAACAGCACAUCACCUUAACUAUGAAGCAAAGAAAGUACAAUCAAGUAAUAAAACCAACACAGUCAGAUUGAGAAUCGCUGAUUUAGAUGCAGAUGUGGAACCGGACAGCGGAGACAGCAUCAACAUAAUGGAUGAGUAUCAAUUCAGAGCACUCAAACACAGAUCUCAAGAAAUACAGGAAUUAUCACCUUCUAAUGCCAAACUGAAAACCUUACAAAGCAGGUUGGAGGUCAAGGGUGAAUUCACAGCACUGAUCAGAAACAAAGACCCGAGGAAUCACAGCAAAAUUCCUAGUCAUCAAAGGAAGAUAGACUCGAUCGCCACCACUUAUAUGCAAAGACACACUUACCGAGCUAGGAAUGCUCAAGAUUGAUCAGGAAGGAACACUUAAAGAGCGAAACAACUUAAGGAUUAAGAAAGUCCAAACAUCGAGCCAAAUUGAAGCAUUACUGGCAGAGUAUAGUGACACAUUUCAUGUAAUUGGCUGCUUCAAGGAAAAAGAAACUGGAGAAAAGAUGCAAGUCAAACUAGAAAUGGAACCCCAAGCAAAACCGGUGGCACAGAAACCACGAAAUGUACCCUACCACUUGCAGCAACCAUUGAAACAAUGGAUUGACGAAGGCGUAGGGAAGGAAAUCUUUGAAAAAGUACCACCAGGCGAAGCGAUCAUGUGGUGCUCACCUCUCGUGGUCCAGCCAAAACCAAAAUUUGCCGAGACGAACAAGAAUGAGCUAGAAUCACACAUGAUAAGAGCCAGCAUAAAUAUGAGAAUCCCAAAUCAAUCCACAAAGAGAAACAGAUGCAUACAGGCACCAAAGAUUGAGGAUUUCAUCUAUCACCUACACGACUGCAAAGUACUCUUGAAACUUAACCUCAAGUAAGGAUUCCAUCAGUUAGCACUGGACCCUGAAACCAGAAAGGUGGCAACAUUCAGCACGCCAUGGGGCAACUAUCGACCACUUAGACUGAUCUUUGGCGCCAAGUUGUUGCCGGAUGUAUUCGAUGAGGUAUUAAUGUUUAAAGUAUUUGGAGACAUUCCUCACUGCCUAAAUCAAAGGGAUGACAUACUUCUAGGUGUAAGAAAUGCAGAGGAACACCAACAAGUAUUGCGAACAGUGUUGCAAAGAGCCAGAGAUCAUGGAGUAACAUUCAAUGAAGACAAGCGUGAAUUUAAGAAAGAGGAGAUUGAGUUCUUUGGACACAUCUUCACUAAAGAUGGACUGAAACCAUCACCAGGUAAAGUGAAAGCGAUUAAAGAAUGCAAAGCACCUCAGAGCAAGGAAGAAGUUCGGAGCUUCUUAGGAAUGGUGGGCUAUCGAUCUAGACAACUUCAUCCUGAACUACGCAAGCAUUGCUGCAAUAUUACAUCGUCUAACAAGAAAAGAAACCAAGUUCCAUUGGGGAAAGGAAAAACAUGAGGCAUUUUAGAAAAUACAGGAGAACUAAUCGGAUGAGAAGACUAUGGCAUACUUCGACCCAGGCAAGCAAAUCAUAUUGAGAACAGAAGCCAGUUACAAUGAAGGACUGUCUGCAGCACCACUACAGAAGACCGAGAACGGCAUGCAACCAGUCCACUACACAAGUCGUACAAUGACUGAGACAGAGAAGAAGUACAGCCACGGAGAAAGAUGCACUAGCGAUCAAGUGGGCAAAAGAUCGACUGAGAGUAUACCUACUUGGAGCACCGAGAUUCACCAUCGUAACAGCGCACAAGCCUUUACUCCCACUCUUCAAUAAAGUCAAGAUGUCAAUGCCUCCCCGAAUAGAGAAAUGGGUUAUGCAAAUGCAAGACGUAGAUUAUGAACUAAUCUACGAACCUGGAAAAGAUUGAGCUGAUCCAUUAGACUACCUCUCAAGGCAUCCGUUACCCGAAACAGAGGACGAUGGAACAGAAAAAGUCAUCAAGUGGACAGUAGAAGCUGAACAUUCAGUAGUCUUAGAGAGGAUAAGAGAAGAAACGCUGAAAGACAACACCAUGCAGAAACUAGCCCAACCAAUAGCAAAAGGAGACUGGGACACACACAAAAAAAGACAAAGAUGUCGAACCAUAUACACACAUCAAGCAAGAACUCUCUACAGCAGAAGGACUCAUCUUCAGACAAGAAAGGAUCCUGUUACCAGAGAAACUGCAAAGAAAAGUUGUCAAGAUGGGACACAGCUUAGGGCACCUUGGAAAGAAAAAGACGAAGAAAAUGUUACGCAAAAAGUAUUGGUUCCCCUACAUGAACAGCAUGAUAGACAAUGCCAUUGACCAAUGUUCCAAAUGUCAAGUAGCUACAAGAGAGAAACAAACGGAACCAAUCAAGAAUACCACCAUCCCAGACAGACCAUGGGACAUUGUAUCAGUGGAUUUUGGAGGCCCAUACCCUGAUGGACACUACAACUUAGUAAUCAUCGACAAGAGAACCCAGUACCCAGUUGCAGAACGAGUACCGUCAACAUCAUUCCAAGUCAACAAAGAAAGGCUAAAACAUGUGUUUGCUACUUAUGGAACCACAAGAAGAGUAGAGACAGACAAUAGACCACCGUUCAAUUCCAAACAGUUCAAAGACUUUGCCAGAGAAGAAGGAUUUGAGACUCACAAUGUGACACCUCUCCACCCAAGAGCUAACAGCGAAAUGGAAAGAUUCAUGGAGAUGAUAAACAAAACUGAACGAAUAGCUCAUCUACAGGGUAAAGAUAAAUUGGAAAGCCAAAAUGCAAUUCAUGACAUGCUGACUGCAUACAGACUGACACCCCACCCAGCAACAGGAAUCUCACAAUAUGAAGCUAUGAGAGGAACAUUCAUCAGGACCAAAUUAGAUUACUCAACACCCAACCAACAAUCAUCAGAAGAUGAACAGAUGAAUGUUAAUGAUGCAAAGUACAAGGAAAGAAUGAAAAAACAACGAGAGAACACUCAAACAAAAGAGAAGAGAUUGUUGAUCAGAGACUAUGUAUUGGUUGCGCAAGAAAGAAAGAACAAAUGGAGCACACCAUAUGAACCAAUAUUCUACAUGGUGUGUGACAAUGAGGGAUCAAAGAUCACAGCUAGAAGAACCACAGAUGGACACACCAUAUCGCGUGAUGCUAGCCACUUCAAACUAGUUAACUCAGUUCUCAACACGGCAGAUGAAGUGAAGAACAACGCGGUACAACACGGUACAACGCCAUUGAACACCAAGCAACAGGACCAUAAAGAAGAAAGUCUGAGAGACAUAAAGAACCCUGAGACCCAAGAAGAACCCAACAGCAAGCAAGAACAAAUGACACGGUACGACAAGCCAACAGAGACACCUCAAAUCAAGCAGGAAAAGGAGAAAGAACCACUAUGAGAAAUACCAACUAGACAACAGAGGGAAUGACGACUGCCUAAACGAUUUGAUGACUUCCAAUUGUACACCUAAGAAAAGCAGCUGGAGUCAUGAACUUAGUUAUUGUUGAGUCACGUUAUAUUUGUUAUAAUUAUUUGUGAUAAUAGUAUUGAGUGAUUACAAUAGAUGAUUGUUAAAAUGAUUACACGUUGGCAUAUAAUUUCCACAAAGGGACUGUGGACCUUUAAAACAAUAGGAGAAAUGUAGUAUCCAAUCAUAUCACAGGUAUUCACAUUAGCAUAUUGUGUAACUAUGAUUAUUGAAUAAAUUAGUUCUGAUCUGAGAUGGAGUAGUUAUUACACAAGCUUAUCAAGUCUUUUUGCCCACAUUCCUCGCACUAGUGUAAUUAUAACCGAUGAUAAGUAGGAAAUAGCUAUACUGAAAAGGUACUGAUGCUUCAGUUGAUAAAAUAGCAGUGUUUGUUUGUGUGUCCGUUUCCCAAUUGUCCUGGCAGGUAUAAUUGUUUGUUGCAUGUCCCUCUUCUUCAUUUUGAUGUCCUUUUAUAUGAAAGGGGUAUGCCCUGGUGUGCUCACUUUCACUAGUUUUCAAAGUUUCACCAAGAUGAAGACAAUAUGGGCAUCCAUAUAUGUUCCACUGAAUUGCAACAUAUUCCAAACAAACACUUUGCAGGAAUGUCAAAACUUCUGCACAAAAUAAUACAACAUUUGAUCCUCGAGGUGAAAGACAACAUCCAGGAUAGAGAGGUCGGUUAAAAUUAUCAUCAGAUGAUUCACUGCCGUUGUCGGUCUCUUCAUUGGUAUUCUUUUCAUCAGUCUCCUCCUCAGCUAACGUUUCAACAACAUCUGGAAAAUCGUCUGCAUAAGAAACACCACUAUGGUCUUCCCUGACCAAAUCAGUAAAUCGAGCCGGAUUGUCACUCAUUGACAUGAGCUCUUUAACUCUUUCGGUCUCAAAUUCAUCACCACUGUUGGAAAAACUGUUAAUUUUCAUUUUAUCAUUAAAUUGUUUUGGUUCAGGCAGCUGAAAAUCAUCCAAAAAGAAAGACAAGGUUGAGCUACCCGGACCUACAGAAAUCAAUGCGACUUUUUGUUAGGUUUCUCUCCUCUCUCUCGCUCAUUAAUUUAGUUCCUUGCUCCAUCUAUAUUUUGUAGCUCUCGGAACAUAUGUGUGGAAGAGUCGCAUAAUAUUGUAAAUAUAGACCUUUGAAGUUCUCACUAUCAUCCACCAUGUUCGCUCAUUUGAUUGCUGACCUGAAUGACCCCAGUGACCAACGUGACCCACAUGCCCCAAUGACAAUACGACCCACAAUGCCCCUUCACCAGCAAAGAGCACAAAAUCAAUUAUUCUUGUAUCAAAGGUCAAGUUGGCCCAAGCUAACCGUCAUUCAGCUACAGUACGUGUUUCUAUAUUUAUCGUUACUUAACCAUGUCAAAGGAAGGUAAUACCAACUCUCGAAGAUCGCAUAAAGCUCCCAAAUGAUUGAAGGAUCAAGGUUUGUGACCUUUUGUGUUAACUUUGAAUUAGUAUCCUUUGUUCGAAGCAAUUUGGAAUGUAUAUGUAUAACUUAUCAAGCAUACAUCGUCAAGGUAGUUUGAAUUUCGCUAUUUGUCUUACAAAAUGAUUUUUAUCGCUUAAUUUCAAUUACUUGUAACUAUUAAUCCUUGGGUUCAUAGCUUAAGAUGCCUUUGCCAUGAGCAAAAAGAGAUUGGAGGAUAGCGAUCGUUUACUGGUUGAUUUUCUCUUAAUUCAAUUUGUUGUGAAAUAUAUUCCAGAAACACAUUGUAGGUCUUUUGAAAGAGAUUGAUCUGCCUCCAAAAUAUCCCCCAAAUUGUACUGAGAAUGCAAAAAUGACAUGUAUUUAGUUUUCUUGUUUUUGAUUUGUCUAUUCGUGGCUUUCCCUCUCAUUUUCAAAUUUGGGCCAUGUGUGCACACCGCAGGUGAUUUAAAAAGGGAGAGACCCUGGAGACCACAACACUUUAAAAUGAAUACAGUACCUCUCAAUUUGUCUGAACAAGGCUUCAUGUCAAAAUUAGGGCAUUAUAUUUUUUCAAUUAAGAGCUAGCACAUGUUUGAAAUAAAACUUUCUGUUCAUACUAUUUAACUCUCUUUUUAAUAUGUAAAACUUUCUAUUAAUUUAGGUUUCUUUCCUGCUUGUACAGUGUACUACUUUGUUCAGUUUGUAGAUGAUGGUAUUCUACACCUCAAAACAGACAACUUCAGAAUCAAGGGAAGAUGUCCUUAAAGAGGCACAGUAUGGGGAUGCCUUCUACUUGUGCACAAUUACUUUUAACAGUGAUUUUGCAGUAAAGCAAGGGGGGAAGGCAUAUACAAUCAAGCAAGCCCUAAAAAACAAAAUUAGUUCUUUAACCACAAGGGCAAAACUAAUGGUUGGCAACCUACCAGGAAAGUGAACAAUUCAGUUGAUUGAAUUAACAUUUAAUAAGAUAUGAUUGAAUAGUUAGUAGAUGGACUAUUUUCUAGCAUUAUUUGCACAAGACUCCCUUACUGCUGUAGUUAUUAAAUAGUGAAGUAAAUUUUUUAUAAUUUAUUGCAUUUUAUGACUACAAAUUUUAUACUCUGGCUUUAAUCCCAACCAGAGACAUUGUAAGAGACACUGCUGAUUUUCAUGAAAUUUGUUUUCUGUUGUACAUUAUUGAAUGAUGAAGUCCAUUUUAUAGAUAUUUUUCCUUUUAAAACAAUGAAUGGUUUUUGCUGAGUUGUCCAACAUUGCAGGGUCAUUUCUGAUUUGCAUGUCAUUGAUUGUUAUAAUUUGUAUGUGUAAUCAAAUGGCGACAAGUGAAAUUAGGAAAUAAUUUCACACGUGUUUUGUCAAAAUGAUCAGAAU
Molecule: messenger RNA, 7854 nt
Organism: Stylophora pistillata
Lineage: Eukaryota; Metazoa; Cnidaria; Anthozoa; Scleractinia; Pocilloporidae
Source: RefSeq, a predicted model, not a curated record